Messenger RNA from Cuscuta epithymum, 3164 nucleotides. Lineage: Eukaryota; Viridiplantae; Streptophyta; Magnoliopsida; Solanales; Convolvulaceae. The record is from the annotation of a GenBank genome assembly.
UAGACGUUGGAACAACAUGCUCACCUUGGGCUAAAAAACGAGAAAAGUCAUAUUUUUGUGCAUACACUUGCACGCCUCUGCUGCACGGGUUGUCCCAUCGGAGGCCGGAGCUCCUAUCCCACCGUAUAAUCAGUGAAAUAACACUCGUUUUUUGAGAUCGAAGAACUUUUACCUUCGUGUCAGCUUAUUUCUUUCUUUUGCUUUUUUAAAAAUUUAAAAACCCUAGUUGAAAGCAAUGAAGGAACGACGAAAGCUGCCCAGCUCCAGAAAGGAGGAACAUUGAUGCAACUUUUGAACUUCCCAAUUAUUCCCUGAGUCUAUCAAUAAUUGUCCGCCGGGAUAAGUUGAUCGCCACCCUCCACCCCAAUACAAACCACGGUAUAUGUCUAGAUGGCAAAGAGUUGGGAUGAGGCUCAUGAGCUUGGUAGUGAAUCAGAUGAAAGCUACGAUUUGGAGAGACUACACAUAGAACCCAUAUAUGAUUCUUUCAUAUGCCCCCUAACAAAGCAAGUGAUGCAUGAUCCGGUAAGCCUUGAAAACGGGCAAACAUUCGAGAGGGCAGCGGUCGAGAGAUGGUUCAAAGAGUGUAAGGAUAACGGGAGAAUUCCAGUUUGCCCUAUAACCCAAAGUGAGUUAAGAAGCUUAGAUCUUAACCCAAGCAUAGCUUUGAGGAACACAAUUGAAGAAUGGAGUGCAAGGAACAAGGCCACUCAGCUUGAUACUGCCAAAAGAUUACUCUCUGUGGGAAGCAGAGAAAGCGAGAUUCUUAGAGCACUCCGGUUUCUCAAGAUUUACUGUCAGAAAAUUCGGUCCAAUAGGAUUGUGAUUCGAGAUACCGGGCUUAUACCAAUGGUUAUUGACAUGCUAAGAAGCAGCAGCCGUUUGGUUAGGUGUGAGGCUUUGGAAACCCUUAGACUUGUGGUCGAGGAUGAUGCUGAUAAUAAGGUCGUCAAAAUUCAAAUGUUAAUCCCCUUUAAAAUGGAUUAAUAAAUACCACCUCCAUCCCAAUAAAGGAAAUAUUGGCGGAGGGUGAUACAGUGCGCACAAUAGUGAAAUUCUUAUCACAUGAAGAAUCAAAAGACAGAGAGGAAGCUGCAUCUUUGUUAUUUGAGCUAUCAAAAUCUGAGACUUUAUGUGAAAAGGUUGGGUUGGUCAACGGAGCAGUUCUUAUCCUAGUUGGGCUGGCAAGUAGCAAAUCAGAGAAUCUUUUGACAGUUGAGAAAGCAGAGAAAACACUGGAUAAUCUUGGCAAGUGCGAACGUAAUGUGAUGCAAAUGGCAGAAAAUGGUAGAUUACAAUCUCUAUUGACUGUGCUUCUAGAAGGAUCAACAGAAACAAAGCUUUCAAUGGCUGCAUUUCUGGGUGAGCUGGUGCUUGACAAUGAGGUGAAAGUCUUGGUAGCUAAGACCGCGGGUUCUUCACUCAUCGACAUCAUGGAACAUGGCACCAUGCAAGGCAAGGAGGUCGGCCUGAAAGCUCUGAACAGGAUCUCUUCAUACGAGGUCAGUGCCAAGAUCUUAGUCGGGUCGGGCAUUCUCCCCCCGCUCAUCAAGGACCUCUUCAGCGUCGGCACCGAUGCCCCUCCAAUGAGGCUAAAAGAAAUCUCCGCAACUAUUUUGGCAAAUGUUGUCAACUCCGGUUGUGACUUCCAUUCCGUCCCGGUGGGUCCCGGCGGCGGCGAGCAUCGAACUUUGCUAUCAGAAGACGUGGUCCAUAACUUUCUCCACCUGAUCAACAACACUGGACCCGCGAUAGAGUGCAAGCUCCUACAGGUACUCGUGGGUCUCACCAACUCCCCCGCCACUGUGUCUAGUGUCGUUUCCACCGUUAAAAACUCUGGAGCUAUUCUCAGUUUGGUUCAGUUCAUUGAAGCUAUCCAGAAGGAUCUUAGGUUGGCUUCCAUAAAGCUUCUCCAGAAUCUUUGCCCACACAUGGGUCAGGAGCUUGCCAGUUGCUUACGUGGCUCAUCCAAUCAGCUCGGGAGCGUAAUCAGGAUUAUAUCCGAGGGUUUUGGAACUAUAUCUGAAGAACAGGCGGCAGCUGUCAGGUUCUUGGCUGAUCUCCCAGAGAGAGACAGCGGGAUAACAAAGUUGAUGUUUGAUGAGAAACUCUUCCAGCUAGUCAUCAUGAGAAUACUCGGCAUCAGGCAAGGAGAGACGAGAGGGUCCCGCUUCGUGACCCCCUAUUUUGAAGGGCUUGUGAAGAUUCUUGCAAGAUUCACUUUUGCCGUGUCCACCGAUCCUGACAUUCUCUCCUUUUGUAGGGAAUACAACGUCGCUUCCCUUUUCAUUGAACUUCUACAAACCAAUGGCCUUGACUACGUCCAAAUGGCAUCUGCCUCGGCUUUGGAGAAUCUAUCCAAGGAAUCUAAAAAGUUGACAAAACUGCCCGAGUUGCCCAAGCCUAGUUUUUUUGUAACGGUCUUCUUCCCUUGUUUGAGCAACAAUCGUCCCUUGAUGACCGGGCUUUGCGGGGUCCAUCACGGGAUUUGUUCGUUAAAAGAAACGUUCUGCCUUGUGGAAGGGCGGGCGGUUCAGAAGCUGGUCGCCCUUCUAGACCACAUAAAUGAGGGAGUGGUUGAGGCAUCACUCGCAGCCCUUUCAACACUUUUAGAUGACGGGGUUGAUGUUGUCAAGGGGGUGGAGAUGAUAUGUGAGGCAGAAGGGUUUGGGCCCAUAGUAGCCGUGUUGCUUGAGAAGCGUACAGAGAACUUGAGGAGAAGAGCGGUUUGGGCGGUUGAAAGACUUGUAAGGACAGAGGAGUUGGCGUCUAGGGUUGCGGGCGAUCCAAACACAACCACGGCUCUGGUGGAUGCUUUCCAGCACGGCGACUUGAUAACACGUCAGAUUGCUGAGCGUGCUCUGAAGCACAUUGAUAGGAUCCCAAACUUCUCCAGCGUUUGCAAGAAAAAUGCGCUCGAAUGACUGUAAUAGUGGCCUGUCAUCUUGGCUUUUUUUUUUGUUGCCUGUCUAUAUCUUGUCUGUAAUAUCUUCUUAUUUGGUCCAUUUUGUACUCGGCAGAAUUGCGGUACAAGCUAUAUUCUAUAAGAGUUCAAAUGUAUAAGAGUCGAUUAAACUCCAACAAAAAAUUUACAUUGAUGAGCAUACUGACUUCGAGAGUGGUGGUCUCAAUGAAUGUUAAGCAAAUUGACUUUAAUGUUCAAA